This is a messenger RNA of Enhydra lutris kenyoni (northern sea otter), 1435 nucleotides long. Its product is annotated as mitotic arrest deficient 2 like 1. Gene Ontology annotation, biological process: mitotic spindle assembly checkpoint signaling. The transcript is spliced from 5 exons. The record is from RefSeq and is a predicted model, not a curated record. The coding region runs from base 162 to 779 and encodes 205 amino acids. Gene Ontology annotation, cellular component: nucleoplasm; kinetochore; cytoplasm. NCBI's taxonomy places the organism in Eukaryota, Metazoa, Chordata, Mammalia, Carnivora, Mustelidae.
UCCGCGGCGUGGGGCGGAGCCUAGAGGCUCGUCGCGCCUGCGCGGAGGGCCCGACGGCGUGCUGCGUCGUUACUUUUGAAACGAGUGGCGGGGAUCUGGUGUGGACGUCUCUGCAGUCGCUCUCUGCCGGGUGGAAGCUCACUCCGUCUGUAGGACUGGCCAUGGCGCUGCAGCUUUCCCGGGAGCAAGGCAUCACCCUGCGCGGGAGCGCCGAAAUCGUAGCUGAGUUCUUCUCAUUUGGCAUCAACAGCAUUUUGUAUCAGCGUGGCAUAUAUCCAUCUGAAACCUUUACUAGAGUGCAGAAAUAUGGACUCACCUUGCUUGUAACAACUGAUCCUGAGCUCAUAAAAUACCUAAAUAAUGUGGUGGAACAACUGAAAGAUUGGUUAUACAAGUGUUCAGUUCAGAAACUGGUGGUAGUCAUCUCAAAUAUUGAAAGUGGUGAGGUCCUUGAAAGGUGGCAAUUUGAUAUUGAGUGUGACAAGACUGCGAAAGAUGACAGUGCACCCAGAGAAAAGUCUCAGAAAGCUAUUCAAGAUGAAAUUCGUUCAGUGAUCAGACAGAUCACAGCUACGGUGACAUUUCUGCCACUGCUGGAAGUUUCUUGUUCAUUUGAUCUACUGAUUUAUACAGACAAAGAUUUGGUUGUUCCUGAAAAAUGGGAAGAGUCGGGACCACAGUUUAUUACCAAUUCUGAGGAAGUCCGUCUUCGUUCAUUUACUACUACAAUCCACAAAGUAAAUAGCAUGGUGGCCUACAAAAUUCCUGUCAAUGACUGAGAAUGAGAUGAGGACAGUGAUGGUACUUGUAAUUCUCAGAUGUGGUUUUCCUGAAACCAAGUCAACUAUAGUUGAUACAUUUUGUUUCAUUGGUUAAUUUUUAGGUGGGGAAAACUUCUAUUGAACUGUGCAUAAUUGUUCCAUUUUUUUGGUACCUGUAUGACUUUAUACAGGGUUGACAUAAAUUAUUGCACAUUGUUCAAAAGGGAACUUGCAGAUUACAUCAGCACUGUUAUGUCAAUUCCUUUGAAGGUGGUAACUGUAGAUGGAAAACUAUUGCUAUAAAGCUAAUGCCUUUGGGUCAAGUACCUUGACUCAGAAUAUAGGUUACAGAGAUACUGCAAUAUACAAUACAACAAAAGAAGUCUCAAUAUUCACAGUCUUUAUUUAGAUCCUGAAAUUAUCUAAUGAUAAUCUGUAAGUAAUGAAAUAUUGUUCCUAUUGGGUCUUUUUGCCAUUUAUUUCAUUUGUAUAUUUUCCAUACUGAAUACAUUUCCAAUUAUUUGAUUUUAAUUUAUAUAACUUGAACCUUCAAAGCUGUGUAUAUUGCCACUGUUUAAAUUCCCGUGAUACGGAACUCUUAAGAAGUUUUUUAUGUUUUACAAAAUCAAGCUUUAAAUGAUGAUGUAAUAAAGUUAAAAUAUGUAUGUUUUAAA